AUGAAUAAGGCACUAAAAAACAAGGCAGGCUCUUCAGGAAGCAAGUACAGAGACUGUUUGGACAAUAGGCUUGGAUUAAGCUUUCAUUCACAUCUGGCUGAGCUACAGAGAUUUCAAACCCAAGAGGAAAUUCAUGAAAGUAAUCAAGCUGAGAAGUCUACCAGAAAGACUUCAGUUUCACUUCAAAAAAUUCCUUCUAGUGUCAAAACCAACAUUUUUAAUAAAUAUGGGAAGGUUCUUAUGCAUCCUUCAUUAUGGACACACCACCAGAGAGUACUCAAUAGAGAAAAUCCUUACAGAUGUAAUGAGUAUAGGAAGGCUUUUAGCCAUUGUUCAACCUUAGCUACUCAUCAAAGAAUUCAUUCUGAGCAGAAACCUUACAAAAGUAACGAGUGUGGCAAAGCCUUUAAGAGGUUCUCAAACCAUACAAGGCAUCAGAGAAUCCAUACCGGAGAGAAAACAUAUAAAUGUAAUAUCUGUGGUAAAGAUUUUGCACGGUCACAUCUCUGGGGUCAUGAGCGAAUUCAUACAGGAGAGAAGCCUUACAAAUGUAAUGAGUGUGGCAAAGCCUUUUCUGAUGGUUCACACCUUUGUAUUCAUAAGAGAAUUCAUACUAGAGAGAAACCAUUUCGAUGUAAUGUAUGUGGUAAGAAUUUUAUGAUAUCUUCACAGCUUUGGGGUCAUGAGCGGAUUCAUACUGGAGAGAAGCCUUAUAAGUGUAGUGAGUGUGGCAAAGCGUUUUCUAGUGGUUCAAAUCUUGCUCAACAUAAGAGAAUCCAUUCUGGAGAGAAACCUUACAAAUGCAAUCACUGUGGUAAGGAUUUUACCACACGGUCAUACCUUUGGAGCCAUGAGAGAAUUCAUACUGGAGAGAAACCUUACAAAUGUAAUGAGUGUGGCAAAGCCUUUAUCAGGAGUUCAAAUCUUACUCAACAUAAUAGAGUGCAUGGUGGGGAGAAACCCUAUAAAUGUAAUGUAUGUGACAAGGCCUUUAGUCAGAAUGCUAGCCUCACUGUUUACCAAAGAAUUCAUACUGGGGAGAAACCUUAUAAAUGUCACGAAUGUGGCAAAGCCUUUAAGCACUACUCAAGCCUUUGGAGUCAUGAGAGAAUUCAUACCAGAGAGGAACCUUACAAAUGUCACGAAUAUGCCUGUGGUAAGGCUUUUGUUAAAUAUUCUCACCUUUGGAGUCAUAAGGGAAUUCAUACUGCAAAGAAACCUCACCAAAGAAUGUAG
This is a messenger RNA of Neogale vison (American mink), 1236 nucleotides long. Its product is annotated as zinc finger protein OZF-like. The record is from RefSeq and is a predicted model, not a curated record. NCBI's taxonomy places the organism in Eukaryota, Metazoa, Chordata, Mammalia, Carnivora, Mustelidae.